Molecule: messenger RNA, 1425 nt
Organism: Symbiodinium necroappetens
Lineage: Eukaryota; Dinophyceae; Suessiales; Symbiodiniaceae
Source: the annotation of a GenBank genome assembly
AUGAGCAAGAAGGUGGCUGGCCAAUAUGGCUUGGUUUUCGCAGCUUCGGCACAGACUGCCGACGUGGUUUUUGCUUCAUCUCGUGAUAAGAAGGUGAAGAAGGACCUGGCAAAGGGAAGAGCUGCCAUUCUUCUCAUGCGGACGGACUCCAGUACCAUGGGCAGUGACCACGAUCUACUGGAUCAUCCUCGUGUUAUUGGGAUGUUUAGGGAAUUCGCGCUGCGGAGAAGGGAACAGUAUUCAUGGCCCUGGUUCAAAAGCAGAAUCCAUUACUUCAAGAUAUGCAAUUCCACGCGCUUUCGAACAAAUCCGAUCUGUGAUCGUCCGAAGCAAUUCAAACCCAAGCACAAUGUUCGGGCCGGGGUCGACAAAAUUCGCGUGGUGAACUUGAUCUGGUGGCAGUACUUCCCGAUCUUGGAGAAGCCCAUCCAGGACUUCGAUGCUGAGCCGGACACGAUCUUGGACAAGCCGCGGCCCAUCGAUGUGUUCGUGGCCGUGCACUUGCGAAAUGACGACCCGUACUCCUUGCAAAGAUCCGCUCUCCGAGAGACCUUGGCCGAUCCGUCGCUGUCCGGGCUGAAGCAGGUGCAAUACUUCUGUUACGAAGGGGAGUCGGAACACUGGAAAGCCACGUGGAACAAGGUGGUCCGUGGGCUCAACUGCCUGAAAGGCGACCAGUACAUGAGCUAUUUGCGACAAAGUAAGAUUGUCGUUUGCGCCUGGGGAUUCGGAGAGCGAACUGGCUGCGAGCAUGGCGGCUGGGUUCAUGGAGCUUUGGUGGUGAAGCCUCAGUCGGAUUGGGUACUCUCACUGCCGGAUAUGUACCGAUCAAAUGCGACUUAUGUAGCUGUGAAUGCCGAUUGGAGCGAUCUGCCUACCACUUUGCGGCAUGUGCUGGCUAACUACGACGGAUACAGAGGCAUGCGCGCCUAUGCGCGCCAGACGUUCCUUCGAAACGCCACGCAUAAGAAGUUCCUGGACCAUUUCUGGACAUUCGUAGCAAAUCCCUUGUAUUUUGCAGGCGAAGUACCUGCGCUGCUAUCGAAGAGACAGACUGGGGAGGAUGCAAUAGGUGAAGGAAAGGGCUGGGGCUGGGGGUGGGGCCCGAUGCCCUGGUUCCCGAAGGGAUUCGGCAAGGGCAAGGGCUGGCGCCGUGGGCCCAGGAUUGAUCCCGCCAUGAAGAUCUGGAUCGGGAACCUCCCGGAGGAUGCCACAUGGAAGGACCUCCAGACCCUGGGAAACACCGCCGGCACGACGCGCUGGGUGGAGGUCUUCCAAGGAAAAGGCAAGGGAACCGGAAUGAUUGCCUACAAGACAGCCGAAGAGGCGGCAGCAGCCAUGCAGUCUCUUCCCGGCCAGACCAUCAAUGGUCAGCCGAUCCAGGUGGAUGCCUGGCAGAAGGCGGAUCCCCCUGCGGAGUCGUGA